CUUAGUGAUUGCUGCCAUGAAUUAAGCAUAAGCAUAAAUUUCCAAGUUUCGAUUUGCUUCUGUAGUGCUCUACUGCCUUAAUAUUAAAAUGGAAUCCUAUGACCCCAUCCAAAUGGCUGUGCAGGAAGUCGAAACAGUGGGCAGUAGUUGCCAGUAUGAAUACUUUCCCAAUGAGUUUAUAGGCCGGGGGGCAUUUGGUGUUGUCUACAAAGCCAGGGUCACAAACCCCGGCGAUUAUAUCGGAAACGAUGUGGUGGCUGUUAAAGCAAUUCACUUGAACAGUCGAUCGGAAAUAAUUGCCAACCAAGAAAUCUGGGCAAAAACAGUCGCUAGACUUCAAAAACUGCCAAAACUAGCGCACUCAAAUCUUGCAGUCUGUCAUCAAGUCCGAAUUACUAAAUCCUUGGGCGGAGCAACUGUGGAGAUAAUGAUGGAGCAUUAUAGCUGUGACCUCGCACGUUUCUUGAAAGAAACAAAGAAAAGCGAUACCCGCUCCGUGACGUACGAAAAGGUUGAAGGCUAUUGUAGAGACAUAGCAGCGGGGUUGGAAUUCUUACAUCAACAGAAACUGAUACACGGAGAUUUAAAGCCUGGAAACAUCUUAGUGAAAGACAUGCCUGCCGACAGCAAGACGCUGGGGAUAGCGGACUUGGACGACUUGGUUCAUAUGCAAGAAAGCGUUACUUGUUCUGGAGACAUAUCGCAGCUGCGCGGCACUGUGCGCUAUAUGUCACCAGAAAUGUUGAAAAAAUUUUGUCAGUCCGAAGCUGAAAGCCCAGGACGAAAAACGGACAUCUGGAGCUUGGGCUGCCUAAUGUUAGAAAUUGCUGAAUGUUGUGGAAGCCGCCAUGAUGGUGGACUGGUUCUUGAAAAGAACGGCGAAGCAAUGGACUCCUCAGAUAGGCUGUCAAACAACGAAUUUGCAGCGAAAUUAAUGGACGGUUAUGCGCCAUUUGUGAGAAAAGACAUACCGUCGCGACUUGAAGCAUGCAUUCGAAUGUGCUUAAGGCAAAACCCCGAAAGCAGGACAUCUGCGGAAGCGUUACUGCAUAAACUCCGGGCAUUUGACGCUAAUGUACACAUCACUUCACUUGGCACUAAGAUGCGCACUGAUAAUGGAAACCACAUUGUCGUGGCAGCAUUAAAAAGAUCUAUGGGUAUUUUCUACGUAUUAUGUUUUGAUCCACUGACAAGCAAAAUGCGAAUUCUUGAACUCCGUCCACCAGUGGAUUUGCCACUACGAUUUCUAAACUUCCAUUUGACAAUCCCAGACAACGAAAUGAUGUUUAUUACUACGGACAAAAACAACGAAGACGAAAGCACGUACUGCCUAUGGAAUGUGUCUCAUGGGAUGUGGCGUUCGUUUGUCACAAAAUGGAAAGCAGCAAAGUUUAUGGCUGUUGUGGUGCAUGACAUGCUCUAUUAUUUUCGGCAGCAAGAGGAUGUUGUCGAAAAUAGAGUUCGUGGUUAUGAGUUUGUAGCGGAAGACAUGUGUAAUGGCCAUGUCAAGUUGCUGAGGCCAGCUCCUUUUAACGGCCGGGAUGUGCAGGCCGUAGUCGGGUUUCAUAGGAUGAUAUUAUAUGCCAGCUGCCGUUCUCAUAAGACCACUCUGGAACUGUACGAUCCGAUGGCCGAUGAAUGGAGAUCCUUGCCAACUCUCAUGCGAACACGGGAUGAAUUUAGUAUGGUUGUCGCAAACGGCUGCGUGUACCUUUUAGGCGGAAAAAUGCUGAAAGGAACGCUGACUGCGGACUGCAGUCGCUUAAACAUCAGCACUGGCACCUGGGAGAACAUCCACUCUCUCCUGCAACCGAGGCACCAACAUUCGUCAUGUCUUGUCAACGACCAGAUAUACGUGUGCGGUGGCCGAAAUGCUGCAGGUGAUCCUGCUCUGUCAAUAGAAGUUUACGAUACCACCCGCAACGAAUCCUGGUCAACGGUCAAACUGUCGCCACAAGCGGAACACCUGUUACAAAGAAUGGGUAGCAACCUUGACAGAUUAACGGAUACAAUAAAAGCCGUUUCAAUUGCUCGAUAUGGAUAUGCUCGUGAUUUCAGAACAUCGAUCCGAUUUUGCUUUCUCAUUUUGACCGAAAUGGCAACAGAUGUCUCUGAUAGCCGCGAAAUUGAUAUCAUUGGCAUUAAAUGCCGGUACAGUUAUUCCAACACUAACUUUAUUGGGAGCGGAACAUUUGGCAUUGUUUACGAAGGUAAGAUUACGGAGCGCGGCACGCAUACCGGAGAUGAUAUUGUGGCUGUUAAAGCCAUACAUCUCGAUGGGAAUUCCGAUAUUGUGACCAAUCCAAAAAGUUGGGAAGAAGCAAUCGUUAGACUAAGAAAACUCCCCAAGUUAUCGCACGAGAAUCUCGUACCGUACUACCAAAUCCGCAUCACAAAGUUCUCCAGUGGCGCAACAGUGGAGUUGUUGAUGGAGCGCUGUGGAGGUGAUUUAGCGUCUUUAUUGGACGAAUCCCGAAAAACCGGCAGCUUCGUCAAUAAAUUUGGAGAGGUUAAACGCUACAGUCGAGACAUAUCAUCUGGGUUAUAUUUUUUACAUCGGCAAGGAAUAAUACACGGAGAUUUGAAACCGGCAAAUAUUCUUGUGAAUAACCUUCCGAACGGAGAUAAGACGUUGCUAAUUGGCGACCUCGAUGACAUAGUUCACAUGCAAAGAAAGUGUCACCUGCUCCGGGGACAUAUCGCAGUUGCGCGGUACCGUACGGUACAUGUCGCCAGAAAUGAUGACAAAAUUCUGUCAGGUUCAGCCGGGCGCUCCAGGAAGAAAAACAGACAUCUGGAGCUUGGGGUGCAUCAUACUGGAGAUCGCUGAGUGCGCCACUGGCUGCGAAUCUGGCGAAAAGCUAGUCGAAAAGGAUGGAGUAAAGGUCGGCCUGAAAAGUAGUCCUUCUAACAUGCAGUUUGCCACAUUAAUAAUGGAUGGAUAUACACCAUUUAUCCCUGAUGGCAUACCAAUACACUGGGCAGAUUGUAUUCGACUUUGCUUGAAACACAGUCCUAAGAGCAGAGUAUCUGCGGAAGAGCUGCUACAUGAGCUCCCUGUGAUUUGUAUAGCCGCUUUUGCCGGUAAGGCCCAUUCAAACAACGAUACCAUCCAACUGCUCCAUUUUGAUCCAGUGACAUCCCAAUUACGAAUUCGUGAACUGUGUGCGCCGGGAAACUCACGAGUCACUGCAGUUUUUCCCCAGUUGACUAUGCCAUUCAGAGAAAUAAUUCAGAGAAAUAAUAUAAUAUUUCAAACGACAGAUACUGCAAAUGACGGCGAUCACGAUUUUCAUCUCUGGAAUGUGGCUGAGGGAACUUGGCGUUCGUCAAUUUCUAGGAUAUAUAAUAAUGGAACUUCAAUUUGUUUUUAUCGUCCCGUUGUAGUGAACGAUACGAUCUAUGCAUUUUUGACUGGCUGUAUGAACGGUGUAAUAUUAGAAGGAACUCAAAUGAUGGCACACAGAUUUUCUACCAGCGAAGUCAAAUUUUUUAGGAAGGCUCCAUUCGAAUGGUUUCACGUGUGGGCAAUGGCAGAAUUUGGACAUAAGAUAUUGUAUGCCUACGACCGUUUGCAUGAAACUGCGCUCGCAGUUUUUGAUCCAGUGGCCGACGAAUGGGGAAUUUUAGCGAAGCUGCCCCAAUGGCGGAAAGGGUUUGCCAUGACUGUAGCUGAUGGAUACGUCUACGUCAUAGGGGGAAUGGUCCGAAGGGAAGCCGGUGCAUUACAAUGGGCUCCCUGGAGCGUUACAGCUUGUUGCGUGCGGUUGAAUAUUACGACCAAAACGUGGAAAGAAAUCCAUCCUCUUCGGCAACCCCGCUAUUAUCAUUCGGCUUGCGUUGUUAAGGAAAAGAUCUACGUCAUUGGCGGCAGAAAUGCUGCAGAUGAUCAUGUAUUAUCAAUUGAAAUUUAUGAUACAACCAUUUGCGGGCCCUGGACAGUUGUCGCAUUACCCGCAGAAAGUCAAAAACUGUUGCGAAACCUCGUCGAAAAUGUUGAACACGGGGAAGCCAUAAUUGCAGUUUCAGCGGCUCAAUGAUGAUGCAGUCGUUUGCGUCAUCUUCCUCUGCUGCAGGACAGUGGAACAAUGAUGAAUGUUACCAAGUAACAAGUAACGUUUUUCCGGUUGCUUAGGCUGUCGAUUAGACCGUCCCUUGGACCGUAAUGCGCACCGGUUCCUCAACCCGUAAGCAGUACUUAUAUUUCACAAGUUAGACUUACCGAGCAAAAAAUAUGGAACGAAAAUGUUUCGAACAAAUGUCACAGCAGUUUUUAUUUUUUAUUUUUUGCUUCAUGUUUUGUUUCUUCCUGCUUCAUGCUUUCUGCUUUCUUUGCUACUUUAUUUUUGUCAUAAAGCACUUUGCCAGUUCUUCUUAGGAUGUUGGAAAGGUAUGCGCAUCAAUUUUAUUUCAUAAUAAAAUCGUGAUAUGGCAUUAAUCACCAUUACGAGAAACCAGCACAACUGACUAAGGUAGAAAACAAC
Molecule: messenger RNA, 4484 nt
Organism: Paramacrobiotus metropolitanus
Lineage: Eukaryota; Metazoa; Tardigrada; Eutardigrada; Parachela; Macrobiotidae
Exons: 6
Coding region: 89-2830 (913 amino acids)
Biological process (GO): protein phosphorylation
Cellular component (GO): cytoplasm
Molecular function (GO): ATP binding; protein serine/threonine kinase activity; protein binding
Source: RefSeq, a predicted model, not a curated record